Molecule: messenger RNA, 1299 nt
Organism: Penicillium cataractarum
Lineage: Eukaryota; Fungi; Ascomycota; Eurotiomycetes; Eurotiales; Aspergillaceae
Product: histidinol dehydrogenase family protein
Exons: 2
Coding region: 1-1299 (432 amino acids)
Biological process (GO): L-histidine biosynthetic process
Cellular component (GO): cytoplasm
Molecular function (GO): histidinol dehydrogenase activity; metal ion binding; NAD binding
Source: RefSeq, a predicted model, not a curated record
AUGGUCCUCAAGCUCAAGCAACCCAAUCGCUCCAAUGCGGGCCCCGCAUCGACAUUCGAUACCUCUGCUAUUGUGCGCGGUGUUAUCGACGAUAUCCGUGCUAACGGCGACAAAGCUGUGAGAACAUACUCGGAGAAAUUCGACAAAUGGAGCCCCGAAAGCUUCAAGUUGUCGCCAGAAGACAUUCAGCAAAUCAUCUCGACCGUUCCUCAACAGAUCAUCGAUGAUAUCAAGCAAGUUCAGGAGAAUGUGCGGACUUUUGCUCUCGCACAGCGAGCUUCGCUGAAGGACUUUGAGCUGGAGAUUCGUCCUGGAGUUCAUCUUGGACAGAAGAAUGUUCCUAUUAACUCCGUUGGCGCUUACAUCCCCGGUGGUCGCUACCCUCUCCUCGCUUCCAGCCACAUGACUAUUCUGACUGCUAAAUGCGCCGGCGUCCCUCACGUCACUGCAUGCACACCCCCAAUCGCCGGUAAGAUCCCCGCCAACACCGUGGCCGCGAUGCACUUUGCCGGCGCAGACGCAAUCUACAUCCUGGGCGGUGUCCAAGCCGUCGCUGCCAUGGCCAUCGGCACAGAGACAAUGAAGAAGGUCGAUUUCAUCGCCGGACCGGGUAACGCCUUCGUGGCCGAGGCCAAGCGUCAACUCUUCGGCGAAGAAAUCGGCAUUGAUCUCCCCGCGGGCCCAACAGAAGUCCUCAUCGUCGCCGACGAACACGCCGACCCAUUCACCGUCGCAACCGACCUCCUCUCCCAAGCCGAGCACGGCCCCGACUCGCCAGCCGUGCUAAUCACCAACUCGCAAAGCGUGGGCGAAAAGACCAUCGCCGAGGUAGACCGGCUACUCAAGAUCCUGCCCACCGCCGACAUCGCCAGUGUAUCCUGGGAUCGCCUCGGCGAAGUCAACGUCGUGGACAACCUCGACGAAGCAUACAAACUAGCCGACGAGUACGCGUCCGAACACGUCCAGAUCCUGACGCAACAGCCGCGCGAGGCACUGGAGAAAAUGUCCAACUACGGCGCCCUGUUCCUGGGCGAGAAGACCUGCGUGUCGUACGGUGACAAGUGCAUUGGCACGAACCAUGUUCUGCCUACUCGUGGCGCGGCGCGGUAUACUGGCGGUUUGUGGGUGGGCAAGUACCUGAAGACGGUGACUUAUCAGGAGGUUACUUCUGAGCAGGAGAGUGGCGAACUUGGUCGUCUUUGUGGACGGGCUGCGCGGGCGGAGAACUUUGAGGGCCAUGCUCGUUCUGGUGAUGCCAGGGCUCAUCGGUACUUGGGUGAUAAGUUUGAGUGGAUUUAG